Molecule: messenger RNA, 1580 nt
Organism: Prosopis cineraria
Lineage: Eukaryota; Viridiplantae; Streptophyta; Magnoliopsida; Fabales; Fabaceae
Exons: 2
Coding region: 243-1073 (276 amino acids)
Source: RefSeq, a predicted model, not a curated record
UAGAGCGAAACAGGGGACACAAGAAACUUGAAUUGAUGCAUACAACGAUAGCUGCAGGUGUUCUUGCUUAGAGACCGAGUCUGAGAGAGGGAAAGGCUAGAGAGGUUUGAUCAACUCUCUAUUGGACUCUCUCAGAGUUAAACCUUCCGCAUCAGCAAUUGACUUGAAGCUUUGGAUCAAAUGAUAAUCACAUUCAGGACCAGAUGAUGCUCUUUUGCCUGGUUAUGUCAAUGUGAUGCAGAAUGUGGAAUUUUGCAUCAAGUUGCUUUGCUGGAAGUGGGAGGCAGAAGAAUGGUUGUGCAAGUGUAAAGCCAACUCACACAGCUUCUGAAUGCUCUGACGAUGAGAUGUCUUCUGUUGUGGGCAGAGGGGAAGGACUUGAGUGCCCGAUAUGUUGGGAAUCUUUCAACAUGGUUGAAAAUGUGCCUUAUGUCUUAUGGUGUGGCCAUACCCUUUGUAAAAGUUGCAUCCUGGGGCUGCAAUGGGCUGUUGUCAAAGUUCCAACGUUGCCUAUUCAGCUUCCACUUUUCAUCUCUUGUCCCUGGUGCAAUCUUCUAUCUUUCCGUUUGGUUUACAAUGGAAAUGUCAAAUUCCCUCGCAAGAACUACUUUCUUCUAUGGAUGGUUGAGAGCAUAAAUGGUGAUAGAGUGAAGAACCGAUCAACUCUUUCUAGGGAUCGUCAUCUUCAUCAGCAACCGCUCUGGCCAAUCAAGGACAAUCUAACAAUGGGAAGUCAAGCACGCCAUGGCAACAUACAAAGGGGACAACGUGUUCCUCAAUCCCAUCCAGAGCCAUCGGUUUCCAAUCAAUAUAAUGAUUACGCUGAUAAUCACCUCAGUAUGGAAAGACUGCAUGGUUCUGUUCUGAAGUCACUGAUUUUUGUUGUCCACUUGACAGCUAAGUUCCCACAUGUCCUCAUAUUUCUUCUCAUUAUCUCGUAUGCAAUCCCAGCAAGUGCAGCCGUUUUGGCUUUGUACAUGCUUGUCACCAUUCUGUUUGCUUUCCCAUCAUUUCUCAUUUUGUACUUCGCGUAUCCUAGUCUGGAUUGGCUUGUCAGGGAAAUUACCAACUGAGAUCAAGAGACAGUGUACUGUGUAUGUGCUUCACUUAAGUGGUCCUAUCCAGCUGCUUCUGCAUUGUAAUUAGCCGACUUCCACUUUUACGGCUUCAUUCAUCAUUUGUCUGCCCUUGUACAGCCCUGGUUCUAUUCGAGAUUUUUGAGUUUUGAUUUUAGCUUUUUCUUUGCUUGGAUGGUGGAUGAAGAUUGUAAUGUCAGCGUCUAGUGUUGAUGAAGUUCUUUUCAACCAAGGUCUUGGGGGGAAUUCUGUAAUGAAUAAUGUUGUAACCUUUUCCUGUUUGCAGAAGGUUCACUUGAUGGAGUGGGAAUCUUGAUAUAGUUAUCCCUUGGAAUGAUUUUAGAACCUCGUAUGUUAUUCCAUGGACACGAAUGAGCAUGUAUUGCCGUUGUGAUGUGUUGUAAUUUUGUAAAUUGCAUUUGUAUUACGAUUGAUUGAGCUGUCCGCUUGGAUACUGGAACCGUUGCUUGAUCAGGUUUAAAUGGAAUAUCUUUCUCAAUUUCA